GCGACGACGCAUCGUUGCAAUGUUCCUUGCCGCUGCCUGCGGCAAUGCCGUGCACGUGUACGACAUUGAUGGAGGCACUCUGCGUGAGGGGCGGAAGAUCUGCAGCAACAUUGAAGCUACAUGCGCCGUGUGGAACCACAACAAUCGCAUCCUUGUCAGCGCGUUUGCGAACGGGCUCAUUUCGAUCAACUCCCUAACGAGUCAACGCGACGCGACUGUUUUCAAUCUUCAAGAAGGCUCCAGUGGUGUCGACAUGCGUGUGAACAGUUUGCAUCUGAGCGCCGGGUCGCGCUACUUGAUCAGCGGGGGCACAGACCGCGCGGUUCGAGUAUGGGACCUUAAGCGCCAACAACUCAAGCAUGCAUUCUCCGCCUGCAACAGCGCAAUCCGAAGCGUCACCUUCACAGGUCAAACCGACGAGUUUAUCGUGGCGGGUUGCGAGAGCGGGGACAUCUACCUAUACCACACCCAGCAAGGCAUUGCCGCCGGCAUGUGCCGCGAUCGGGAGGACGCGAGUGCCAUUCAAGCCGUCCAGUCGUCCACUCACCCGUUCGUACGGAACAAGCUGGGGACGGUGCAAAUGUCGGGCACGCUUCGUCUGUGGGACAUUACAACGGCAUCGCAAACGUCGAGUUUUCCGCGCUUGCAUUGGGCGCCAUCCACGUGCAUUGCGUUCUCCCCCGUGCACAAACACUUGGUCGCGACGGGCGGCCUCGACAAGCGCGUUGUGUUUUGCGAUAUGGGCGUGCAAAAAGAAAUCAACUGCCUGGAAUCACCGUAUGCCGUCACGACCAUGUCCAUGCAUGCCAAUGGCCACCUCAUCACGACGGGGACAUCUACAGGGCACGUCUUGCUGUAUGACUUGCGCGGUGCCACCAAACCUCUCGCGAUUGUCGAGCCGUGCGGAGCGCAGGCCGCAGCAGGAGCCGCCAUGCCGUCGGUGCAGUGGAUUCAAUUCAGUCAAGAUCGGAUGAAAGACGGUGAUGCGUCGAUGGCGUCGUCGUCCAGCGCAUCCAUGAAGAAAGCCAAAUCGUUCCACAUGCAAACGCUGCAAACGUCGCUGCUCAAUUUGGUCCCGUCGUCAGCGUCGUUGGAUGGCGCGAGUGACGACCGGCUCAAGUCUUCGCUGUCGACCAAAGGCCGCAGCGCCGCCUUGCCUUUGGCGACCUUGGCAGGGCUGUCUGGCGCAGCCCCAGUCGGAAAACUUAGCGACCCGCUGCCAUCCACCUCCGAUCCGACCCCUGCCAACUUGACGGCGGGCGAAGCGUCCUCUGAGAGCAUCGCGUGGCUACGGCAAGAGCUGCAUGACCUCCGCGAUGGUCUGUCGGAGCAAAUUCAACUUGUUCACUUGGAAGUCCUUCGCCAACACCAGACCCAACAAACAGAACUGGCCAACGCAAUGCAUGAGCUCAAGCUCCAAAUGGCGCAACUCCUCGCGGAAAACCAGCACUUGCGCCGAGAAAACGAAAGGCUCAAACAUAUAUUCUAACGAGAACUAUGUCUCGCUGAGAUUGUCUUGACAUGGCAUCAGCGCUGCAAGUCGAUUUCCCGCCUCCCAACUCUAUUCAAUCUGG
Messenger RNA from Aphanomyces invadans, 1574 nucleotides. RefSeq lists its product as hypothetical. The transcript has 12 exons. The coding region runs from base 20 to 1489 and encodes 489 amino acids. Lineage: Eukaryota; Oomycota; Saprolegniomycetes; Saprolegniales; Verrucalvaceae. Gene Ontology annotation, cellular component: pericentriolar material; ciliary basal body; spindle pole. Gene Ontology annotation, biological process: mitotic cell cycle; microtubule nucleation. Gene Ontology annotation, molecular function: gamma-tubulin binding. The record is from RefSeq and is a predicted model, not a curated record.